Messenger RNA from Colletotrichum karsti, 1110 nucleotides. RefSeq names its product o-succinylbenzoate synthase. The transcript has a single exon. Bases 1 to 1110 code for a protein of 369 amino acids. Gene Ontology annotation, biological process: amino acid catabolic process. NCBI's taxonomy places the organism in Eukaryota, Fungi, Ascomycota, Sordariomycetes, Glomerellales, Glomerellaceae. The record is from RefSeq and is a predicted model, not a curated record.
AUGGAGAUCCAAGACAUCACAGUAUACACAUACGAUGCCAACUACAGUUUUGGCACUUACACAAUGUCCGGAGGCCGCUCCGCGACCGGUCAGCCAUCCAUCGUCGUCCGAAUCCGCACCAAGGACGGCAUCGAGGGCUGGGCGGAGACAGCGCCGCUCGACAGCAACUACCUACCGAGCUCCUUCACAGGAGAACUUGCCGCGCUCAAAGAACUGGGACCGCACGUUCUCGGCCUGGACCCCAGAUCACCAGCAGCCAUCAACGUCGUCAUGGACCGUAUCAUGAUGGGCGGCACGGCCGCCAAGGCCGUGAUUGACAUCGCUUGCUGGGACAUCCUCGGCAAAGCAGUCGGGCUUCCCACCUCAACCCUUCUCGGCGGGUGUCUCACCGAGAGUCCACCAGCUUUCGCGGUCAUCCCGGUUGAAGACCCCGAAGCCGCCGUCAAGCAGGCCCUGGAAGAAGUCACCAAGGGCCUCACGGCUCUCCAGCUCAAAGUCGGCGAUAACCCCCUCAGCGACGCCCGUCGCGUCCGCGCCAUCCGCGAAGCUGUCCCCGAGACCGUCCAAGUCUGGGCCGACGCCAACGCCGGCUGGAACCUCGAGCAAGCGUUGACCUUCGCCCGCGCCCUGGGCCAGGACGUCGCCGUGCAGCUCGAGCAGCCGUGCCGCGCGCUCUCCGACUGCGCCGAGUUCGGCAGGCGCACGGGGAUACCCGUCGUCCUGGACGAGAGCGCCGUGACGAUGGCCGACCUCGUCGCGGGGCACGCGGCGGGGGUCACGGGUGUGAAUAUCAAGUCGUCUCGCGUCGGGGGGUUUACCAAGGCGCGCGCGAUGCGUGAUGCGGCCGUGGCGCUUGAUGUGGUGGUCGUCGUUGAUGAUCCGUGGGGCGGCGCGUUGACGACGGCGCAGAACUUGCAGAUUGCGGCGUCCACGCGCCCGGAUCGGUUGAGGGCUGUGGAUUUGUUUGCGGAGUGGACGAAGCCGUUGGUCGCGCCUGAGGUUCCUAGGAUGCAGUCGAACGGUAGGGUUAGUCGGACGACUGCUCCGGGAAACGGGGUCGGGGAGGUUGAUAUGGGUGUGCUUGGAGAGCCUUUGUUUCAGAUUGCUUGA